GUUGUUUUAUGAUCUUCAUUGGAAAUAUUUUGUAAGUACAAUAUUCUGAAACACAGAGGAGUAAUCAUUGCUUGAUAAGGUAAAAAUACUUAAUCCAAAUGACUGAUUGAAGCAAUAAUGGUGAUAUUUGAUAUAAUGUAUAAUGUUAGAAUUUCAUUUUUCCACAGAUAUUUGUCUGUGGCAUGCAUAUGUUUCUGCUUAGUUUCAGUUUAAAGGUUACAUGAGGUGAAUAAAUCUUAAUCAUUUUAAGUAAGGGAACUCGGUAUAAAUGAUUACUUCAUGGUACAGUGAUGUUACAAAGUCGACUAAAUUCAUGUUCAGGAAGUUUAUGGUAGGAAUGCUGAAGGAUAAGGAGUGGUUAGGGAAUCUAGCAAUAAAAAAAUUGCCAUCUUUUGCCAAAAUUGUUCAUUUUCAUCUUAAUUGCAGCAUUGUUAACAUUUAACAUGAAGUAUUUAUCACUGACAAUUACAUUGAGCUCACUUAGCCAAGUCUAUUUCAAUUUAAUAUUUCCUCUAUAUGGUGCAUCACUGCUGCAGAGCUCUGCAGGAAUGUUUUGAGAAAAUUAGGACAACCCUUUUAAAUGGUCUCAUCCAAUCAGCUGCAUGUAGAUGGAAAGUUCCAAGAAGUAGCAGUGCAGAAGGUUUAUCAGGGGUGUACAGUCCACUGUGUCAUGUGUUAUCUAAAGAGCUUCGCUACAUUCGGCUGGAUCAAGUGUCUCGUCUUUAUCACUGGAAGUAUUGUUAGCAUAAAAACAAGACUUCAUUGCAUUCACCUUGGUGUGGCAUUUAAUCUUUUCAUUGUUUUGAGAGACAGUCAAACAGUCCUCAAGAUGUACAAAGCCGAGGGAAAGGGAGGAUUCUGAGUCACUCAUAUCAAACUUCUGCAUCACAAGACUGUGUGCCUGUUGAGGACCACCAAUUAUCCAGAAUCACCAUGGCUAGUGUUCCUAAACAGUGGGUGAUGAAACCUUUGACACCUAAAUUAGAGAAGUCUGACUUCCGGACCUUGUUGAGCCCUGGCAGUGAGCAAUAUUCCUUAGAGAAGAGCUGGAAUCUCAGCCAGAAUGGGGAUUCCCAUUCAUUCAACUUUGAUAACAUCUCAGUGUCCCAGUACUCUGAGAGAGUUAUGAAUGGAGAGGGUUUUGGGGAUGUUGUCCGUGCCAGGCAAGUGGCUUUUUCUGAAGGCAGCAGUACCAGUGAGGACUGGCGGCCUAGUACCCCUAACAGCCCUGGUUCUGCAAGCAGUAUUGACUCCCAUGUGGGUUUCUACUCCUUUGUAGAUGACCCAACAAGCCCAGAAGCUGAGAUGAAUGAGGUUUACAUGGUCUCACCUAAGAGACAGGCCAAACUAUCAACUCUAAAAGAAAAGAGCAGGUUUAAGCUGCAGACUUACAUGGAGGAGAGAAGACCUGAGAAGCUGUUCCAAGAGACUAAUGGCAAUAACCGAUACCAUGUUGUUGACAUAUCAGGAAAGGACAAUGAUGAAGAGAGGCCAGAUCGAAUGGCGAUCAUCCGGAGUCAGGCACCUAAAAGGAGCACUGUCUUCAAAGAGGAGUGGAGUGCCUUGGAGAGCCUGGAUCUUACUAACUCCCCCCAGCGUCUGGUUGAGGGAUUUAGUCUGUGCUAUAGCCCUGUGAGCACAAAACCCCUGCAGUCUGAAGCAGAGCCUGGCACCAUUGACAACCAGCAGAUUGACUUCAAUGCAGCACGUAAACAGUUCCAAAUGAUGGAGCGCACAAAGCAAAACCCCUUCUGGAAGAGUUCUCAACAAGCGACACUUUCUCCACAACUACGGGAACGAUCAUUGUCUGCAGGAGCUAAACUAUUCACAAAGGAUGUUAGCAAAACUGAGACCCUAAAGGAUGACUCUGGGAAGAGACAAGAGUACGAGGCAAUCAAAGAGGAUCUAGAAGCUAGGAUUCAAACUAGCUUGAUAGAUAAAGUAGACUUGGGACUUGACAACCAAGAUGUGGGCUCCACAAGUGUUGGACAUUUAUCCACUGAACCUUCCAUGUUAGACAACACGUCUGUGGCUAGCAUGAGUGAAACACCCAUUGAGCGAGAGAUCCGAAUAGCUCAGGAACGAGAGCAAGACCUCAGGCGUUCACGAGGCAUAUUUUUCCCAGACACAUCAGAGAUGGUUGAGAUCAAGACCAAACCUAUUCUGUCCCUACCAACACCACAAAUAAAGCCUAUCAAAGCAAAAGAGUCCAACAGAAUGAGCUUACUCAUUCAACGUGAGAUAGAAAGGGUUAAUCAGAACCCAGGCCUUUAUGACAGAGGAAGUCUACAUAAUCAAGGUGAGAGGAAGAGAACUUUUGGGUCUCUAUCAGACCAACUAGACAUUAUACCUUCGAGCACAAGCCCAAGCAUAAAUCCCAUGGGCAGAUCUAUUAUUACAGAGGACACAUCAAUUACAGAGAACCCUGUGCAGGUAGAACAAAGGGAGGUAUUUGACUCCAAGGAGUCUCUCUCACCCUGCUGCCCUCAUCGACACCCAGAUGAUACAGUGAUUUGGAGGGAAAGUAUCGGAAAAAUUCCAGACAGAACAUUUGGAACGAGUCCAUACACCAAGGAGUGGGCUGAAAAAGAAAACUCUAAAACCAAAACUGCAAACCAACCAUUUUGGAUGGCAGAUUAUAAGCCAAAAGAGUCACGGAGAACCUUUACCACAACGUAUCCUCUUUCCUUUCCAUCUGAACCUCUAAGUAGCAGCAGAUCUACAGGAGCUUGGAGAUCUCUUUCUGAGAGCUCAAAUGAGUGGCCCCGCAUGCUAAACGCCCCAGAUAUAAUCCGCAAAGAGAUUGAAGAGAGCCUCAGACGAGAGCAGGAGCUUCAAGAACUACGAGAAACAAGCAAUCUCUCAGGUGCCUCAGAACCCCCAUUGCCAUCUUCUAUCACCUCAGAUGAGGUGUCUGGGCAAAACAAUAAUGACAAAACUCCAAUAAACAGUUCUUAUGACAAUUUAGUGGUGGUAGAAGCUGUCCUACCACAAAAAUCUACACAGAGGACCAGUUACAGUUCCUCCAAUUCCUGGAAUGUGGAUCCCACCCCUGUGACCUGUACAUCAGUGCCAGGCCCCCGUUCAAGACUUUCCUCUAUCAUGACAGCCCAACCGUGGACUGGUCCCAAGCACACAACCCCUGCGGUCCAUAAGGCAGUUCCUGCUCUACCUUCUAGUCCAUUAACUGAAACCUCCUCCCACAGGGGUCUGACAAAGACAUUGCUGGAUGACUUUGAAGAAAGACGAGUCAGACUGAAGCUUGAGGAGAGCUCUUAUGCUGGAAUUCAGCCUGUUGAUGAAAUUAACAACGAGGUUGUAGAAGUCACUCGUGUAACACGGCACAAAAACACAAGGGCUCUGCGGUGGGAAGCUGGUGUAUAUGCCAAUGAAGAGGACAACUGAGUCUGGACAUGCUGUGCGAGUGGAAAAUAUGCAGUCUUAAUACUAAUGCUAGUAGCAAUGAUCUCCAGACUUGAUUAACUGGACAGGCUGGAUUUAACUGACACCUUGUACUUACGGAGGCACCACCCUUUGGUGGCUCUUAACUAUAGAGGUAACAUGAAUUCUCAAGGCCAUCAGGAGAUACAGCAAACUAUGUCAUGGUACGGAUCGUGACUAAUGAGCAAUGGCCAUUAUUUCAUGAUUUGAGUGUUCUUGGGUGGAAACAUGGUUUCUUUCUCAAUGACAGAACUUAUUUUUACUGAAUAUCUGACAGUCAUUGCCUGAUCAUUGCCUGAUGUUGGUCAGAGUGGUAUAAAAUACCCCAGUUUGAAGAUACUUGCCAAUAAAUGUCAACUAAUUCUUCAGUAUUACCAGCAAAUAUAUAUAUAUAUAUGAAAACAACAAAAUCUCUAACAGCUGUCUGUAUUUUAAAAUAGUCAUGUUAUAUAUAUUUUUUUAAUUAUAAGGAAAUUGCACUGAUUUUAUUUGUAAGUUUUAGUACAAAAUCAUGCUUCUUUUUUGUAAAUUUCCUUUGUGAUCAGAAGUGUUUCUUACUUGCAAACAGAAAUCCUGGUUUUUAAGUACCACAUAUGUCUGAUUAAUGCAAUAUUAAUAACAGCAAUCCAAAAAAUGAAAAAAAAAAAAAAAAAUAGGAAG
Messenger RNA from Pangasianodon hypophthalmus (striped catfish), 4101 nucleotides. RefSeq names its product mitotic spindle positioning (gene misp). Lineage: Eukaryota; Metazoa; Chordata; Actinopteri; Siluriformes; Pangasiidae. The transcript is spliced from 5 exons. The record is from RefSeq and is a predicted model, not a curated record. The coding region runs from base 934 to 3405 and encodes 823 amino acids.